Microthlaspi erraticum is the source of this 342-nucleotide messenger RNA. Lineage: Eukaryota; Viridiplantae; Streptophyta; Magnoliopsida; Brassicales; Brassicaceae. The record is from the annotation of a GenBank genome assembly.
AUGAGAUGCAGCGUGGCAGCUGCCUCCCUUGUAGCUCGCCAGCUGAAUGGAGAGUUGUCAACGUUCAACAAGAACCAUUUUGAGUUCGAAGUCAAAGAUGAGGGAACGUAUGUCAUGAGUCAGGAGCAAAGUCUGAUUAGUGCUUCCUUUCUAGGAGCAGGAGACUCAAACAUUUUUGAGGAGGAGGAAGAGUGUGGAUAUGGGAUUGCUGAAGAUUUGCUUGAUUUGUACGGCCCCAAAGAGAAGUCUCCAGAUCGGAAGGCAGAGCUCAUUGCGACCAUAGACCGUCUGAAGAGAGUCCGCAACCGUAACCGCAGGCUGGAGAACAAGCUUUUCAGAUGA